Choloepus didactylus (southern two-toed sloth) is the source of this 492-nucleotide messenger RNA. RefSeq names its product peptidyl-prolyl cis-trans isomerase FKBP1A-like. The record is from RefSeq and is a predicted model, not a curated record. Gene Ontology annotation, molecular function: peptidyl-prolyl cis-trans isomerase activity. NCBI's taxonomy places the organism in Eukaryota, Metazoa, Chordata, Mammalia, Pilosa, Megalonychidae.
CAGCUGUUCUUUAUAUAUUUUGGAUAUUGAAAGCUUAUUGGGAUGCAGGGGUGCACAUGCACAGGUGACACACAGAAGGACAAGGCAGAGCACUGGAGCUGCCGGCCAGGUCUGCUUCUGGUCCACACCGCCUGUUGCACUGCCCAUCCAGCGUCCGCCGACAUGGGAGUGCAUGUGGACACCAUCUCCACCAGAGAUGGGCGCACUUUCCCAAAGCAUGGCCAGACCUGUGUGGUGCACUACACAGGGAUGCUUGACUAUAGAAAGAAAUCUGAUUCCUCCCGGGACAGAAACAAGCCCUUUAAGUUUAUGCUAGGCAAGCAGGAGGUGAUCCGAGGCUGGGAAGAAGGGAUUGCCCAGUAGAUAAGUGUGGGUCAGAGAGCCAAACUGGCUAUCUCCCCAGACUAUGCCUAUGAUGCCACUGGGCACCCGGGCAUCAUCCCACCAAACACCACUCUCGUCUUUGAUGUGGAGCUUCUAACACUGGAAUGA